CAAAAGGACACCACAAGAUGGCGAUCGUGCAUCAGCAAGAAAAUGCAUCAAAUCAAGGGUGUUCAUGGCAUGCACGUUCACAACAUGGAUAAAAGUUGUAUCAUGACACCUAACCUUUUAUCCUCUCCAGUCUUCAUCGUUCAGGUUUAGAAGUCAGUUAUUGCAGAUAACAUGGGUUCAUCAUUCCCCCACCAAACAUCUUCCAUCAAAAGCUUCCACCCUCUGCUCAAGUACCAGGCACUGAAACCUAAUGAACCUUGCUGGUAACCAUGUUAAACUGGCCUGAAGUUACCUGAGCUCAUGACUAGUUCCAUGUAUAAUUCAUCUCCUUGGUAAUCUACUUACCUUCAGAGAAGGAAUCUGACUCCAUUAGCCUGUCUACCUGCCCUGGAGAAGGACUGAUGUUUGGAGUCUGUUACCAGGUAAUGGUUUAAGAUCAUGGCUGAACAAAGGCAACGGGCCCUGUCUACAUCAGGAGAGGCCCUGUACCAGGUUCUUGGCCUUGACAAAAACUGCACCCAUGAUGACAUCAAGAGGUCCUACAGGAAGCUCGCUUUGAAAUAUCACCCUGACAAGAACCCCGAGAACCCUGAUGCCACUGACAAAUUUAAAGAGCUCAACAAUGCUCAUGCGGUGCUGUCUGACGUCACUAAGAGGAACAUUUAUGACAAGUACGGCUCCCUGGGUCUGUAUGUGUCGCAGCAGUUUGGGGAGGAGAAUGUGAACACGUACUUCAUGCUCUCCAGCUGGUGGGCAAAGGGUCUGUUUGCCAUCUGUGGCUUGCUGACGGGUUGCUAUUUCUGUUGUUGUCUGUGCUGCUGUUUCAACUGCUGUUGUGGGAAAUGCAAACCGCACACACCUGGAGAAGAGGACCCGGAGUUCUAUGUGUCUCCCGAAGACCUGGAGGAGCAGAUCCGUACGGACAACGAGAGAGAUGGCGACACUCCAAUUGUGCUGCAGCCAACCAAUGCUAGUGAGAAGACCCAGCUGAUCGGUGAUGGACACAGAACAUACACCUAAAAGCAAAAGAGUCAUGAUAGAUAUUAAUUUUAAAAUUCUUUUGGAAUAUAUUGUUGUCUUUUACAAUAUAAUGUUUAUGUCAGGACUGAGAAAACUAAAAAUACUCAACUUCUUAAGCUUUGUUUAGCCAUGCUGUCUGUA
Sinocyclocheilus anshuiensis is the source of this 1161-nucleotide messenger RNA. RefSeq names its product dnaJ homolog subfamily C member 5-like. Lineage: Eukaryota; Metazoa; Chordata; Actinopteri; Cypriniformes; Cyprinidae. The coding region runs from base 439 to 1020 and encodes 193 amino acids. The transcript has 5 exons. The record is from RefSeq and is a predicted model, not a curated record.